UAUCUUACUUCGGCGCGGCAUGCGGGAUUAUGCUGAAAUACGGCCUCUACGCAAUCCGCAGCAGGGAGUACAAAAUGUUUCUCGGCUGCAUCAGAAGAGACUUCAGUGCCAAGAGGCCGCAGGCCGAGUUCGACAUCUUGGAGAAGUACGCAGGAAGGGGUGUCUUUUAUACUCAGUUCUACUUAUUUAAUUGCUAUUGCUGCUACGCACUGUUUAUUCAAACUCCGCUGACACCGCGCAUCCUGGACAUCUUCAUGCCGAAAAACGAGUCCCGCAAAUUAGGCUACGUUUACCCGGCUUACUUCCCCAUCGAUGAAGAGAAGUAUUACAUACCGAUAACCGUACAUAUGAUACUGGUAAUCGCGAUGGUGUUCUACGUGUACGUAGCGUGCGACACAAGUUUCGCGUUCUUUGUGCAACACGGUUGCGGGCUCCUAGCCGUCGCCGGACACCGUUUCAAGGCGGCGGUUGCAGAACCGGAGAGCUUCUACGAAAAGGAGUACCUCCACGAUCGCCAGUACAAAAAAAUACGUUUCGCGAUACAAGGACACCAGUAUGCUUUAGCAUAUUUGCAUGCGAUUCAAGAGGCCCACGUCGAAUACCUCUUCAUUUUGAUCGGUUUCGUGAUGAUGACCUUCAGCGUCACUUUAGUGAAGAUAUCCAACAUGGAAGUUAGCCCCGAAUUUUUCAAGGAUUGUACCUUCCUCUUGAUCCAACUAAUGCACAUAUUCUACAUGUCGAUGCAAGGACAAUGCGUAGUGGAUUCAGUAAACGAAUUCUCAGACACGAUAUACAAUGCAGAGUGGUAUGAAAGCGACAAAAAAGUACAAUCAUUGCUCGUACUGGCAAUAAGAAGUUGUUUGAACCCUCCUAAAUUAACAGCCGGUGGACUCAUUGUACUAAAUUUGCAAAGUUUCUCGGAGAUCUUAAAAGCAUCGGUUUCGUACUUCACGGUGUUGCAAACCACCUAAAUAGAAUCAACCAUGUUAGUGGUACAACCAGAAACAUGAUGGACUAUUGAC
This is a messenger RNA of Ceratina calcarata, 1022 nucleotides long. Its product is annotated as odorant receptor 13a-like. Gene Ontology annotation, molecular function: odorant binding; olfactory receptor activity. Gene Ontology annotation, cellular component: plasma membrane. The transcript has 8 exons. Bases 30 to 971 code for a protein of 313 amino acids. NCBI's taxonomy places the organism in Eukaryota, Metazoa, Arthropoda, Insecta, Hymenoptera, Apidae. The record is from RefSeq and is a predicted model, not a curated record. Gene Ontology annotation, biological process: detection of chemical stimulus involved in sensory perception of smell; sensory perception of smell.